Messenger RNA from Myotis myotis, 6218 nucleotides. RefSeq names its product MLLT1 super elongation complex subunit (gene MLLT1). Gene Ontology annotation, biological process: regulation of DNA-templated transcription. Lineage: Eukaryota; Metazoa; Chordata; Mammalia; Chiroptera; Vespertilionidae. The transcript is spliced from 12 exons. Bases 1934 to 3628 code for a protein of 564 amino acids. The record is from RefSeq and is a predicted model, not a curated record. Gene Ontology annotation, cellular component: super elongation complex.
CAGUGUACCAGCAGUUAGAAGACUAGUGUCCCAUGCAGCUUGGUUCUUUCCCCCUCUGGGCAGGCUGCCCUCCUCUGGAGAGGAUUGUCACCAAGGGCCAUCCUUCAUUUUCUGUCUUUUUCACAUUCAUUUGUGGCUGCUUCUGAGAGCCCCCCACUGGGUCUGGAGGGAGUUCUGCGAAGAGUAUUUUAUUUGGUCUUGUGUCACUGCCACUUCAUGUGACCAGUACUUUUUCCCAUUUCUUGUAAGUGUGGACCAUAUUGCCAGUGAUCUGCUGGGUCCAGUUAGACCUGGCAAAAUCAAUCCUGACUGCUGAGGGGAAAUGCUCUUGGGUGCUUUAUCUUUCUGGGAGGGGAGUGGAUUGUCACAUCUGUGGGACUUAGACGUUGUAGCCAAACUCCAGGCUUAAUUAUGCCACUCAGUAAAGUGAAUUCCCAGAGGAAAGGGCAUCUGUUGAGAAUUCCCACCAGAAAUCAGGGAAAAUCUUACAGAUAAAUUUGUUGCUGAAGAACUGCCUUCUGGGGCUCAGGCUGAGGGCAGGGUUCACAAGGUACAGAAAGGAUCCGACAAAGAAAGGUCAUUGAAGGAGUGGAGCUGUUGGGACCAGGUUGGCUCUUUCUCUUUGCCAGGUGGAGGCCAUUCAAGUCCCCCUGGGGGUGGGGGGCUCUGUGCUCCAGUGAAAUCCCUGGAGAGCCAGGAUCUGUUUGCCUGGCUUGUAGGACUUAGGAGUUUGGCCUUGUUUUCCAAGUGCCCUCUGCCAGUUGGCCUGGAGAGACGGCAGUGCCCGCUGAGGCCCUCUGCCCAUGGUGAACUGUCCCCAGACAGCCCUUGGAGCCCGUGUGCUGCGCCAUCUUCAUCCACAGGUUUUGGGAUGAAAUAUUCCCCUUUGUUCCAGGUUUUUGUUGGGGGAGUGGGUGGCAAAGUGGUCCCCAAGAUGCUGGGACAUGGCAGUAACUGAAGCUAGGUUAGAACUCCAGAGCCCUACAGAGCCACUUCCAGCUACCCACUCUGGAGGUCCCAUAAAGGGCCUCCAUGCAGCUGAACAGUGAGGUUCUUCAUUCCCAGGCAGGUUUCCCUAACCAACAGUUAACCCCUUUAGCCAGCUACCCUUCCUAGAGAAAUAGCUAAUUUGCUUCAAUUAUUUGGUUCUAAUGGACAGGGAAGGAGUCCAGGAAGAGUAAGGAAAGGAGGAGCAGAAUCCUUGGAAGUGAAAUUGGCUUAGCCAUAUUAAUAAAUUAUUAUGACUUGACAAGUCAGGGUAGUUGGCCAGGGCUCAGCUUCUUGCUUGCCUCCAGUUCAGUGUCGCUUGAAUGUCUUACUGAAUCAGUGAGUCAUAUGUAUAAUAGCCCACAAUCUGUGUUAUUCCACCAUCUUUAUUUUUUAGAAGAUUCCAGCAUUCAGGGAAGUGAUCCUCUCCUGAGUGCAUCACUGUAUUGCAGUUAUUGGUACCUUGAACCUGGGGGUGUGGAGGCUGAGUUUAUGCCAGCCUCUAGGGCACAGAUGCCGCUGCCCAGCAAGCUUUGGGCAUGGCCUGCCAGCUACAGAGAUGACCUACCGCUGCUUCAGAACCUUCCUGUUUGUUUACUUUGGCCUGUGGAGUGUAUUUUUGGUGCUUCCAUUUUCCCCUUUCUGAUGGAACUGUGGCCUCUAUUCUUUCACAAUAACUGCUUUGCUGAUCGUGUGCCCUGGGUAGGAACCCCGCAUAAUCAGAAAUGCUGGGAAGGCAGCUGGAUUGGUGAAUAACAGAAUCUGAGGAGGUAUCUCAUUACGCAGGAGUUAACUCCAAAGAACAAAAAGUUGUUUGCCAGUAAAUUAUUGUUAUGAUUGUAUGUAUUUAGUUUUCCACCAGUAACCCUCCCAACAGUCCAGGGAUUGUCUCCCGAUUUCUCAGUGUGGAAGCAGGUGGGAGAGAAAGGCAGAGUUUCUUACACACAUGGACAUGCAGAUGGUGAUUACAGCCUUUCGGGAUAAUUGCACUGUCCAGGUCAAGUUAGAGCUGGGACACCGGGCCCAACUGCGCAAGAAGCCCACCACGGAGGGGUUCACACAUGAUUGGAUGGUGUUCGUCCGCGGCCCCGAGCAAUGUGACAUCCAGCACUUCGUGGAGAAGGUGGUCUUUUGGCUGCAUGACAGCUUCCCCAAGCCCAAGCGUGUGUGUAAGGAGCCCCCAUACAAAGUGGAGGAGUCGGGUUACGCUGGCUUCAUCAUGCCCAUCGAGGUGCACUUCAAAAACAAGGAGGAGCCAAGGAAGGUUUGCUUCACCUAUGACCUGUUCCUGAACCUGGAGGGCAACCCGCCUGUAAACCACCUGCGCUGUGAGAAGCUUACCUUCAACAACCCCACCGUUGAGUUCCGGUACAAGCUCCUGAUGGCUGGCGGGGUGAUGGUAAUGCCCGAAGGAGCAGAAACGGUGUCCAGGCCCAGUCCUGACUACCCCAUGUUACCCACAAUUCCACUCUCUGCCUUCUCUGACCCCAAGAAGACCAAACCAUCCCACGGCUCCAAGGAUGCCAGCAGGGAGAGCGGCAAGGCCUGCAAGGCCCAUAAGACAGCCAAGGAGCACCGGGAGCGGCCCCGCAAAGACUCGGAGAGCAAAGGCCCCUCCAAGGAGCCAGAGCGUGAGCAGGCCCGGAGUGCCAAGGAUGCCUCACGGAAGCUGGUUGAGGGCCGGCCACCCAAGGAGGAGAAGGCCCCGCCACCCAAGGCUGCAUUUAAGGAGCCUAAGAUGGCCCUGAAGGAGACCAAACUGGAGAGCCUGUCCCCCAAGGGUGGUCCCCCACCACCACCACCAUCUAAGUCUUCCAGCAAGCGGCCAGCUACCACUGACUCACCCAAGCCCAGUGCCAAAAAGCAGAAGAAGAGCAGCUCCAAGGGGUCCAGGAGCGCCCCUAGCACUUCGCCCCGCACCUCAUCCUCCUUCUCGGACAAAAAGUCGGCCAAGGACAAGGGCAGCACCAAAGUGGAGAAGAUCAAGGCUGAGAAUGAGCCCCGGGAGAUCAAAAAGCCCCCAGAGGUGGAGGAGUCCAACUCGGAGGACGAGGCCUCCUUCAAGACAGAGUCCGCCCAGUCGAGCCCAUCCAACUCCAGCUCCAGCUCUGACUCCAGUUCAGAUUCGGAUUUUGAGCCAUCUCAGAACCACAGUCAAGGACCCCUGCGCUCCAUGGUGGAGGACCUGCAAUCUGAGGAGUCCGACGAAGAUGACUCUUCAUCAGGCGAGGAGGCUGCCGGCAAGACAAAUGCAGGGAGGGAUUCCAGGUUGAGCUUCAGUGAUAGCGACAGUGACAACAGUGCUGACUCCUGCCUCCCCAGCCGAGAGCCCCCUGCCCCCAAGAAGCCACCCCCACCCAACAGCAAGGCGUCAGGCCGGAGGAGCCCCGAAUCCUGCAGCAAGUCUGAGAAGAUCCUCAAGAGGGGCACCUAUGACAAGGCCUACACAGAUGAACUGGUGGAGCUGCACCGGAGGCUGAUGGCCCUGCGGGAGCGCAACGUGCUGCAGCAGAUUGUGAACCUCAUCGAGGAGACUGGCCACUUCAAUGUCACCAACACCACCUUUGACUUUGACCUCUUCUCCCUGGAUGAGACCACCGUGCGUAAGCUGCAGAGCUACCUGGAGGCCGUGGCCACAUGACCCUGGGCCAGAUGCCGGGCCCCUAUCAUCGGGGUCCCGGGAGGCCACAUCCGGACCCCGCCUGCCUUUCUCUCUCUCGACUCACUCGCCCGCAGCACUGCCUUAGUGACCGCCCUGUCCUCGGCCCUCAUGGCCAGCUGCACUUUCCUCGUUGGCUCCCGGCCUGCCCUCCCCACCAGCUCACCGGGAGCCCUGGGGCCGAGGGGGCCCGGCGGGCGCUGCUGCUGCUCCCUGAUAUUCAGGGGCCAUCACCUGGGUUCCCCUUGUGUUGAAGGCAGCACUGGGCCUCAUUCCUGUAUAGGGGAAGAAAUGUGCCCGGCGGUGGGAGCCCUGCUCCAUGGUGGGAUGUGGGGCCUGGGUGUCACUGGCCAGGCCUCUCCAAACGGUUCAGACACACCGCACCCCAGGACCUCAGAGGAUCCAGCUGCUCCAGGCCAGGCCUUGGCUCGUCCUCCAUGUGAGCCGGAUGCAGCCCCGCUCGUGGCUCUCACUGUGCUGGGGCUCCAUGCUGUAUAUUGUCUCUCUGUUAUGUAUGUAUGUGUGCACUGUAGGUACCAGAGCGGUUUCCGGGUGUGCAUUUCUGUGGCAGCAGUGCACGUGGGGGGUGGGGGUAAGGUGGGACUUUAGGUUAAGAUGUCUCCACUGGUCUUGUCAUUGGACUAGAGGCCGAGCCGGAGUGCCCACUGGCUUUCUCCAAGCGCAGGGAGGAUCCCCCUCAGUGGUACCAGGGCGCCUCGUCCUCCUCCUGGGACUCAAAAGGCACAGUCCGGGCCUGUGAACACUACGAUGGAGCAGUAGGUCCUCAGGCGCCUAGUCAGACUGACAGCCGUCUCCAGGAGCAGACCUCCCAGCUCCAGCAGCUGCAGGCCACCACUUGUAAUGGUGCCCCGGGCCUCGGCCUCUCCUUUCUUCCAUAGGAUCCUCUUCCUCCUCUCUGUUAUCGAGUCUUCAAACUUUGAAAAAAAUGAGCUUUUGCCAAAUAAGACGAUAGUUUGUGGAGUAUUUUCAAGGAGCGUGAGGACUCAGAGCCAGCUCCUCUUGCCUGGGCCCCGCCGGUGGCAGGCCCUCCCGGGCACUCCUGUCUCUCUCCGUUUGGGCUUAGCCCUCCGACACCUGCCGUUCACACUCGUCCAGAGUCCCGAGACUCAAUUCCUCGAAGGCCUGAGAUUCUCCAAGGUCCAGGCCGGUUCCUCCUCCCUCUGGCCCACCUUCCAGGGUCAGAAUGCCCUUAUGGAGUCAGCCCACCUUGGGUGGGGCUCCUGAUAGCCUGUUUGCUCAGCCUCUAUUCUCCCAGACCUUGACUCAAGGCUCCUCCAGUUCCCCCCAACUUUUGCCCUAAACAACAUGUGGGGAAAAGGACUGGGGGUCCAGAGAUGGGCUCACCUCUCUCCAGCCCACUGUCAGCCCCUCUCCCCGGUUCCCGAGUUCUGAUGUGGGUGACCCUUCCCUGUGACCCCUGAUUCUCAUGUCUGUGCUCCGAUUCCGUCUGUCAGGCAGACCUUGAACACUCCCGGGUGAUCCCCACCUCCAAGGCUUCCAUGAAUUCCAGCCUUCCUGGUGAGGUCCCCAGAACGCUCGGGGGAAGCCCGAGAACUUUACAGGAAACCAUCGUGACUCCUCGCUGUUCACUCAGAUUCUCUCCUGACCCCACUGCCUUGAGGCAUUGAGAAGAGGUCAGGCCUGCGUGGCAGGCCCCGUGCUGUCACCAUCCCCUUCUCCUGCCAGGCCAGCAAUACUCCAACGUGGGCGCCAUUCUUCUCUGGAAACUCCAAGACAUUGGACGGAGGAACUGGCUGACGUGGGCUGCUCGAAAGGCAGCAGCUCCCUGGCCCUCUGUGCAGAGGCUGCCAGGGGUCACAGGCAGGAGCCUCAGCUCAAGGGCACUAGUCUUUCUGAGGAUCUGCUGGAAAGGGCUGCAGGCUUCACACGGCUGCCAAGGCCGCCCUCUGCUUUGGAGCCCGGCUCUCUGGCGCACCCUCAGUGUCAGCAGCAUCUGGCCCUUUCUGCUGUUUCCAGGGCCUUCGGAAGCACCGACCCAUUUCUCAGUUACCUCCUCUGGCCAGAAGGCCUCCAGUGCUGUCCUCUGGAGCUGCUCUGGGCCCAGUGCUGGCCCGUGACCACCUGAUGGACAUGCCAGGUAGCCAGGGCUCUGACCAUAGCAUUCCCAGCUGCUCCCCUACUUACCCCCCAGCUGCCUGGCAGCUGGGCCCACAAGGGCUCUGGGGACGCUUCCAUAGGAAGGGGCAGGCACUUUGUGAUUGCCGCGUGUUUAGUGUUAAGCCCCCUGCCCCCAGUGCAAAUCUGUGUUUUGCUGUCUCCUGAACAAAAUGUAAACCAACACCUGAAAGCAAAAGGUAUCGAAUACCUUUCUUACCCGUCAGGGUUUUUACCAAGAUUGUGUCUCACUAGGAACUAGGACACUUAUCAGCCUGAGACCAACUCCUGGAUAAAAGGAAUAAGGAGAAUUGUGUUUGUAAUAAGUUACAGGAUUGUUUCUGUCCUGGAUUUUAAACUUUUUUGUUAAAUUGUGAAAUUAUGGAGGAAUUUUAUAGGAAAAACAAAGUGAAAUAAAGUCAGAUGGGAAAGCAGA